CACACGCACACACACACACAGCAUCGCUGGCCAUCAGCAGCGUCUGCCGGCUGCAUCCCUCCUGCUGCUGCUGUAGCACCGCGGCUUCUUCUCCAUCACUGCUCUGCGUCGCCUGCUGCACCUGACAUCCAGACCGACCGCAGGACUCUCUGUCGUCUGAUUUCUCUCCCUUUUUUUUCUGGAGAUAACAACAACAACAUCCCUAUUGGACAUGAUGGGGAACAAAGAGCGACGACGUGUGAAUUUCAAAGGCUUGCUGAAGAAGAACUGGCUCCUGAUUGCCACGAUUUUAUCAGUGCUGCUGGGGAUCAGUUUGGGCGUCGUGGUCAGAGAGUAUGCGUCCCUCUCCAAUCUCCAGAAGCAGUAUUUUGGCUUCCCAGGAGAGAUCCUCAUGCGAAUGCUGAAGCUGGUCAUCCUCCCGCUCAUCAUUUCAAGCAUGAUAACAGGUGUUGCAGCCCUGGACUCUGAGGUAUCAGGAAGGAUAGGUCUGCGAGCUGUUAUUUAUUAUUUCUCAACAACCAUAAUUGCCGUUAUUCUUGGGAUUAUUUUGGUGAUGACUAUCAAACCGGGAGUUUCACAGACAGCCGAUCACAUUGACAGAGCCGGGACCACACCCAACGUCACAACAGUUGACACACUCUUGGACCUCAUCAGAAAUAUGUUCCCCGAAAAUCUGGUGCAGGCUUGUUUCCAGCAGUACAAGACCACUCGCAAAGAGCUGGAUCCUCCGAAAGUUUCUGCCAACAGCAUCAACACCACCACCCCCACUAUUCCACCUCUCACAACUGCUGUCAUGUCGGUGGUAGAGAACAUAACCAAGGACUAUAAAAUCACUGGGGCAUAUUCAGAUGGGAUCAACGUAUUGGGGCUCAUCGUGUUCUGUGUUGCGUUUGGCCUCGUCAUCGGGAAGAUGGGCGAAAAGGGCCGUAUCCUCCUGGAAUUUUUUGAUGCCCUGAAUGAGGCAACCAUGAAACUGGUCCAGAUCAUCAUGUGCUACAUGCCGGUAGGGAUCCUGUUCCUAAUUGCUGCUAAGAUCAUCGAGGUGGAAGACUGGGAGAUCUUCAGGAAGAUGGGUCUUUAUAUGGUGACGGUGCUGAGUGGCCUGGCUAUCCACGGCACCAUCUGCCUGCCACUGAUCUUCUUUGUCAUUGUGAGGAAGAACCCGUAUACAUUCACACUGGGAAUGGCUCAGGCCCUGGUGACAGCACUCAUGAUCUCCUCCAGCUCUGCCACCCUGCCCGUCACCUUCCGAUGUGCCGAGGAGAACAAUCGCAUUGACAAGCGGAUCACCCGUUUCGUCCUCCCAGUGGGUGCCACCAUUAACAUGGACGGGACGGCGCUAUAUGAGGCGGUGGCCGCCAUCUUCAUCGCCCAGUUGAAUGACUACAAUCUGGAUGUGGGCCAGAUUGUUACUAUCAGUAUAACAGCAACAGUUGCCAGUAUUGGAGCGGCAGGAGUCCCUAACGCUGGGCUUGUCACCAUGGUGAUAGUCUUAACGGCUGUUGGAUUACCUGCAAGUGAUGUCACUCUGAUAGUCGCUGUGGAUUGGCUGCUGGACCGGUUCCGUACUAUGAUCAACGUUCUUGGCGAUGCCUACGGAGCCGGUAUUGUCCAGAAAUUAUCCAAGAGGGAGCUGGAGAGGAUGGAUCUGACAUCAGACGUGGACGUCGCCAACCCCUUCGCUCUGGAAGCCACUUUGGAUGACGAAGAGUGCGAGAAGAAAUCCUACGUCAACGGAGGCUUCACCGUCGACAAGACAGAUGCAAUCUCCUUUACCGAAACCUCUCAGUUUUAGCCUGUGGCUGGCUCGGAGGAGCAGAGAAAGUGCCGCGCUGCUAUGGAUGUAAAACGGAAAACCUUCCAUCAUGUAUCAGCACCAUGACGAGAGAGGAAAACUAUCCAACCAGACCCAUCCAAGCUCAAACAUCAGCAAUAGCAGCCUCCAUUAAGCUUAUCCAAGAUGAUCACCCUUCAUGUCGGACAUUUACAACCACGACUAGAUUAAAGUGCUUCCUUCUUACACUCAAAUUGUGCCAAGAUUAAAAAAAGUCUGUUUGCUUUUGAAUAAGAGUGUAUUCUUUCUAGCAAAGAUGCACUCAAAAGAAGAGCUUAGUGUGUCUGUGUGUGUGCACGAGGACAUUCUUUUUGGAUGUAUCUGAAGUGUGUGUAUGUAUUUAGUUAAAAAUGUCAAUUCAACAAAACAAAAGAAUAAUCUGAAUUUGAAACUCCAAUCCUACUUUAUUUGCUCCUUGAUUAGACGAUGGUUCUCUAAAAUGUCUGAAUGAUCUUUUUUGUGUGGCUGUUGUUGAAUGUCUAUGUCCCAUAAUGCACUGCUUGUAUAUCUAUCUGUAUAUUUAAACUGUGCCAAACAUAUAAAGAGGUUUUUCACCGAGUUGCAUGAAGCAAUAUGUUAAAGAAAUGCUAAUCGCUGGCUGCGGACUGAUUUUUUAUGGAGACUUCACAGAGACUGGAGAUGGUUAACAAAAAGCUUAUGAAGUCAUUGAACACUGUGAAAUUUUAGGACAUUUUUUUUCAGAACCAAAUUAUUCUCUCUAACAUUCAUUGAUUUAUUGCAAAGUAUAAUGAUCAUAAAUAGUGUCUGUGUUUAGGCAGCAUGGGGGAAACAUUACAGUACAUUAGAUACCCCAACUUGUUCCUUGUCAAACAAGAUUAUUUUAAUCUUCACCUAAUGGAUUUAUGUGUCAAUAAUCAGUGUGUCUUUUUAAUACAAUUUCACUACUAUACUGUCACUGUGGUGAAGGGUCGAAAUAUGUUCAAAUGCUCUUAAACCAAUGGCUCAGCUAAGACAUAGACGUCUGGUAAGCUUCCAUCCGGUAAACUACAUUAGACAUGAAAACUGUUGGGCACAAUUGGUCAGUAAGCAGAGAAUGAGAUGAAUACCAAUCAAUACCAAUCCCAUGUUGGAAGCAGGGGGAAGAUAGCCUGGCUCACUCCAAAGUUCAAAUGUACAACUAGUACUACAAACGUUACUAAAGUCACAAAUUGUGUUAUGAAUUAUGCACACACAUGGGACAGGUAUCGAUUUCCCAAAAUGUUGAGGUAUUCCUUUCAUACAACCUGCAAAAAGGUAGGCUCAGCUGUACAGCAGUAAAGAAGUACAGCACCCUAACACUUAUCUAUGAUAGCUCUUUCUUCGAUAGUUUCAUUUCCCAAUGCAACUGUUACAUUAAAAUUCAAAUGCUGACAAGGAUUGGUAAAAUUCAGAGCAGCAGUGCCAUUUAUAACACCUCACAAUGACCCAGCCCUUGACUGGUUUGUAGCCAUUGCUAUAGAGCUGCAAACUGGUGCCGCACCUUGGAACAUUUGCUACUGGGCUGCGUGGAAAGGAUAUGAUGCAUCAAAACCACUGAAUAUAAUUAAGCAAUUUUACAGGCACUUUAUGCAGUAAUUAACUUGACAUGGUUUGUCCUAUCUGCAUCUUUUCUUAUCUUUGCCUGUCAUGCCCAAUUUUGCACUACUGAAAGUAGGCCAUCAGUACAUGAGGUAAUCUGCCCACCAUCGCCGACGUAGCUAUGAGCUAUAUUUGUGUUACAAAAAGCAAAAAGCUUUGAGAGUUUGAGAGAGCUUGAGAUGUUCUACUGAGGAGUUAUUGAAGAUUAAAGAUCUUAACAAGUGUUAACAACAACAAUGUCGAUAUAAAAUGGUCCAGGUGAAAAAAAGUUUGGAUACCGCUACCACCGCGAAUGAAAAACUGUGAGAGAAACUGCUGUAAUAGCUAAAAAGCAAAUCCAUAAAAAUGUCAAGGUACUAAAUUGGCAAAAGAAAAUGCGAAUGAAUGCUUGUUUCCAUCCACUACCGUUAUGCAAUUAUAAGGAGUUGGUUCAUCGAGAUAUGGCGCCAAUUCUUAAGUUGGGUGCCAUUAUACCGUUGCAGAAUUAGAGGGCGUAACAAGAUUAUGGAAUUAAAGAAGAGCCAGUCAAACAUCAAAUGAUGAAAAACAAUGCAGACAACUGGAUGGAAAUGUGACAUUUCUGUUUAUGAAUAUUCCUUCAGAGGAGCUGAAGCAAGUGGACGUUGAAGUCACAUGCUUCAUGCACGUCAUUUAUUCACUAUUGCACUUUGUUGCAUUUUGCCUUUAUCAAUACACCAACUAUUCCGCCUCAGCCAAACGUUUUUGCAAUAUUUCACGAUUUUUUCAAAAUUUUCGGCAUUUUCACUCAGGUUUUCUUUAUGAAGAAAAAAACAGGUGGAUGGAAACGCACCUAAUAUGCUUAAUUCCUUUAAUGCCAAUCAAAUAAUUACAUUUUGAUAGUUCUUGUGAACAGGUGGAAAUAUGGUCCUGAUAAUGGCAGUUAUCUAACCAGUAGUUUUUGAAAUACUCUGGACAAAUAUGUUGAAUGGACACACCAACCAAGAUCGCCUUCCUUAGAAUGUCAAUGACAGUUAAUGCUUUGACGCAAAUGCCACAAAUGAUACAAAUGUCUGUACUUAUGUUAAUGCUCCCUGGCUGCACUGUUAUUUGUGAUGCUCACAGCGUGUGAUGCUUGUGGUCUUAUGCUUUUUGAUAAAAAUGUAUGUCCAUGUCUGUAACUGAGAGCUGUUUAUUUGACUCCAAGCAGCAGCUGCAUACUAUGAUGCCUGCACAUGCACAUACUGUACAGUACUUCAGCUUGGACUAAGUGGUGUAGAGUUGUUUGGUGGGGUCAACUUGAAAAAGACAUGACCUGGGACCAGCAGUGGUAUCGCCGAGGGUUUUUCUGCUGUACUAUGUUCCCAGUAGGCCUACUGGUCCCAUAAUCACUGUUCAACCACUUUCAUUGUUUCUAGUUUAGUAGCAGUCUUUUUUUUCCUUGGUUUACUUUCCACCAUGCCAUGAGUCUGAGCCAAAUACCUUAAUAAUAAUCCAUCGCAACACAACUCAAUGACACUCAUGUUGUCCAUCACAUGCUAAUGGAGGUAUUUUCUAGAAAAACAGCGAAGCUUCUUAGUAGUUUUUUUGCUCAGAUUGUGAUAGAAAUUAAACUUACAGCACAAUGUCACACUGUAUUGUUCCAUUUGAAGAUGGACGUUGGAAAUUAUCCGCUAGUUAGACAUGCUAAUUUUAGUGUUCCAGCUUGGGAAAAAAUCACGUAAGAAACACCUGUGAGAUUUUCUUUAGUUUUUGGAAAGUACUGCUCCCAAAACUGCAGCUAAUAGAAUACUUAACUAUGUUAGUAGCUAUACGUAGGCGUAGAAAAUUAGCAACUGCAAACGCUUCUCUUCCUGGCUAGGUAAACAUGCUAAUUUCAGUGGUCCAGUUUGGAAAAAUCACAGAAGAAACUCUUAUAUGUCUGUUAUACUGGUUCCAAAGCAACAGCUAAUGUGUUGCUACUUUGCAAUGUUUGCAGCUACCUAGCAUAGAAGAAAACGCAACUGCAAAUGCCACUCUAUCUUUCAGCAUUGUCCUGUAUCAUGCAGAUGUUUUGAUAGAGGUCAUGGAGUGUUGAAAAAUUAAACUUUGUCUAUUUUCAGAAUAAUAUAUAAUGUUCAAUGAAGUAACGGUGUUUCCGGAGUGCUGUUAGGUUUAGUGUGACUUCACAUGACUACAUCCUUGGGGAUAACGUUUCUUGCCUAAGUUUCCUACUUGGGCUUUCAUGUUGAAGGGUCAUUCCAUUACUUUUUCCCAAGAGGUCAAAAUAUCCGUCUAAGUCUCAGUGUGUCGAUUUUAGUCGUCCCUACACUGCCAAAAGGGCCAUAUAUGAAAUAAAAGAUGGGUGAAUGAAGGUGUUUGUUUGUAAUUCUACACUGAUCAGAGAUGAUAAGCCCUCGCAAAUCAGGUUGUAUUCGACAUCUCAAAAGCACACUGGCAUCAACCAACCCCUUCUCUGUACAGACAAGUACUUGAGUACCUACAGUAUGUGAAUCAACAUGUACUACGUUGUGUGUAACUGCAAGCAAAUAAAAGAUUGCUCAUU
Sebastes umbrosus (honeycomb rockfish) is the source of this 5915-nucleotide messenger RNA. RefSeq names its product solute carrier family 1 member 1 (gene slc1a1). NCBI's taxonomy places the organism in Eukaryota, Metazoa, Chordata, Actinopteri, Perciformes, Sebastidae. Gene Ontology annotation, cellular component: plasma membrane. The coding region runs from base 212 to 1795 and encodes 527 amino acids. The record is from RefSeq and is a predicted model, not a curated record. Gene Ontology annotation, biological process: L-glutamate transmembrane transport. The transcript has 12 exons. Gene Ontology annotation, molecular function: glutamate:sodium symporter activity; L-glutamate transmembrane transporter activity; L-cysteine transmembrane transporter activity.